Perognathus longimembris pacificus (Pacific pocket mouse) is the source of this 467-nucleotide messenger RNA. It is a transcript of the gene Apoc3, whose product is annotated as apolipoprotein C3. Gene Ontology annotation, molecular function: phospholipid binding; lipase inhibitor activity; high-density lipoprotein particle receptor binding. Gene Ontology annotation, cellular component: spherical high-density lipoprotein particle; intermediate-density lipoprotein particle; chylomicron. The record is from RefSeq and is a predicted model, not a curated record. Gene Ontology annotation, biological process: negative regulation of triglyceride catabolic process; cholesterol homeostasis; negative regulation of low-density lipoprotein particle clearance. The transcript has 3 exons. Bases 1 to 309 code for a protein of 102 amino acids. NCBI's taxonomy places the organism in Eukaryota, Metazoa, Chordata, Mammalia, Rodentia, Heteromyidae.
AUGCGGCCCCAGCUGCUCCUCGUCCUGGCGUUCCUGGCGCUCCUGGCCUCUGCCCGCGCGACGGAGGAGGCGGACCGCGCCACCCUGCUUGGCGUCAUGCAGGGCUACGUGCAUCACGCCACCAAGACCGCCCAGGACGCCCUGACCACCAUGAAGGAGUCCCCGAUGGCACAGCAGGCCAGGGGCUGGAUGAACGGGGGGCUCAGCUCCCUGAAGGACUACUGGAGCACGCUGACCGGCAGGCUCUCGGGGCUCUGGGAGUCCACGCCCGAGAUGCUGCCGCCCACGCCGGCUCCCGACGCCGCCUGACGCCCGCUCGCUCCCGCCCCUCCGUCCAUCCGUCCACCCUCCCGCGCCUGCCCCGGGCCCGAGGUAGCUGGAGCGGGGCAGCAGCGUUCUCAAUGCCCCCCCUCCCCCCGGCCUGGUCCACCUCCAGGCCUCCCAAUAAAAACGCGUGAGAAGCUGCC